Molecule: messenger RNA, 1491 nt
Organism: Helianthus annuus (common sunflower)
Lineage: Eukaryota; Viridiplantae; Streptophyta; Magnoliopsida; Asterales; Asteraceae
Product: J domain-containing protein DDB_G0295729-like
Exons: 3
Coding region: 1-1491 (496 amino acids)
Molecular function (GO): nucleic acid binding; zinc ion binding
Source: RefSeq, a predicted model, not a curated record
AUGGGUAAUUGUCCCGAUGGGGACCGGGUGAUGUAUGCUACUGGCACAUUAGAGGAUGGUGCCCUGACCUGGUGGAAUGCCCAAGUGCAGAUGUUGGGAAUCGAAAUGGCUAAUGCAACCACUUGGGAUGACUUCAAGGAGUUGAUGCGGGAGGAGUAUUGUCCUCGUGACGAGAUUCAGAAACUUGAGAAGGAGUACUACAAUCUGAAGAUGGAGGGGUCCGAAAUUGAAGCGUACACGAAGAGGUCACAUGAGCUGGCAAACAAGUGCCCUAACAUAUCUCGACCCCCACCUCGACGAAUUGAACUGUAUAUCAAGGGCCUGGAACCGUCAGUGAAGAGUUUGGUCACUGCUGCAAAUCUUAACAAUCUGCCUCAGAUCAUCCGUUUAGCACACAAGAUUACCGACCAAGAGGUCGAGCGUGGAUCGCUACCGCCUCGUGUUUCUGCUACUACCCCUGCUACUACAGCUACCACACCUUCUAGUGAUAACAAGUGUAAAUGGAACGAUGCUGACAAAGCAACCAGUGCAAGUCAAUCUCAGAAAAGGCCCGACAACAGCAAUAACCGUAGUUUCAUUCAGUCGUCCUCAGUUAACCAAAGACAGGGCAGCAAUCAAAGUCAAGGCACCUACGUUGGUAAGAAUCCAAAGUGCAACAAGUGUGGUUAUCAUCAUCAUGGACCGUGUGUUCGGGCUUGCCAUAGGUGCGAUAAGGUGGGCCAUGUGGCAAAAGACUGUAGAGCUCCGUAUCCAAAGCAGCAGCAGCACCAGCAAAAUCAGCAGCAUCAGCAACAGCAAAGGCAGCAGCCCCAUCAGAACCAAGGCAAUAGGAAGGGGUGUUUCCAGUGUGGGGACGAGGGUCACAUCAAGCGGGAUUGCCCUCAGCUGAAUCAGAACGCCAAUGAUAACAACAAUCGUCAGAAUAACAAUAACAAUGCUGGGAACAACAAUAACGACAAUAAUGGGGGCAAUGGUGCUCGUGGAAGGGUAUUUACAAUUGGUGCUGGUGAUGCUAGGAACGACGAGUUCAGUCAACGAUUAGGGUUAACUCCAACACCUCUAGAAACUAAGCAUGUAGUAGAAUUAGCUAACGAUAAGACGAUCGAAGCCUCACAUGUUAUUAUGGGAUGCAAACUUGAUCUUGUUGGUCAAGUAUUUGACAUUGACCUCCUUCCUGUUACGCUCGGUAGUUUUGAUGUAGUGGGGCAUCACAGUGGUGCGAUGGUUGGUAUCAUCUCAGCUAUGCAAGCGCAGAAGUGUCUACGAAAGGGGUAUCCUGCUAUUCUAGCACUUGUCACUGAUACUCCAUUUGAAGAAAGGAAGAUCGAAGACCUGCCAGUUGUUCGUGAAUUUUCUGAUGUGUUUCCUGAGGAGCUUCCGGGUUUACCUCCUCACAGUCAAGUGGAAUUUCAGAUUGAUCUCACACUAGGAGCGGCCCCAAUUGCUUGUGCUCCUUAUCGUCUUGCACCUGGAGAGUUUCAAGAGUUAUAA